GGGAAGUAUUGCGGUGGUUGGACGUGCUUUUAUGCUCCUGAUACCGAGCUGCAUACACACUGUGACUGUGCUAAUGCACAAAUCGUCGUCUGCUCCGCUCGAGAUGGAAAGAAAAGGACCAAAUCGCUCGCGUGGUACCCCGGAGCACGUGGCCGGCGCUAUGCUCAUUGUCGGCGUCACGGUCGCCCUUUGGAUCUGACUUGAUUUUUUGCCUGUCUUCUCCCAACUGCCUUUGCCGUGUCCCUGCUGUUGUUCUCCGAACUCGACCUAACAACUUCAACAUUUAUCUCUCAUCUUCGCUAUGGGUCAAUCACCAUCUCAAUUUAUGGAGGACAUGCAAAAACGGUCCAACUUCACACAACCCGAACUCGAACGGUUGAAAAAGCGGUUCAUGAAGCUGGAUAGUGAUGGCUCAGGAUCGAUAGACCGUGCAGAGUUCCUCCAGAUACCCCAGAUUGCGACAAACCCACUGGCGUCCAGAAUGAUUGCUAUCUUUGAUGAGGAUGGUGGUGGAACUGUAGAUUUCCAGGAGUUUGUGGGAGGACUUAGUGCAUUCAGUAGCAGAGGUGGUAGAGAAGAGAAGCUAAAGUUCGCUUUCAAGGUGUACGACGUUGAUCGGGAUGGUUAUAUCUCAAAUGGCGAAUUGUUCCUUGUCUUGAAGAUGAUGGUAGGAAACAAUCUGAAAGAUCGAGAGCUACAGCAGAUCGUUGACAAGACAAUAAUGGAGGCUGAUAAGGACGGCGAUGGUAAACUCAACUUCGAAGAGUUCGCGUUGAUGGUGUCAAACACAGAUAUUGUGAAACAAAUGACGCUAGAGGAUCUUUUCUAGGCCGUUUCUCUUCUUUUGACGACAACUCACGCACACAUUCCCUCGUUUUCGUUGUCAACGCUAUUAUGCUGAUGAUUCUCUAAUCUUUGUCUUGACCGACUACGGACUACUUUAUUCUAG
This is a messenger RNA of Guyanagaster necrorhizus, 949 nucleotides long. Its product is annotated as EF-hand. Bases 302 to 829 code for a protein of 175 amino acids. Lineage: Eukaryota; Fungi; Basidiomycota; Agaricomycetes; Agaricales; Physalacriaceae. The record is from RefSeq and is a predicted model, not a curated record. Gene Ontology annotation, molecular function: calcium ion binding. The transcript is spliced from 9 exons.